AUGGCAGAGAUUGACGACAAAGAUUCGCAUCCUAAAAGUAUUAAAUUGCCAGCAGCUGUUGAAGUAUUUGCAAACUUAAAAAAUGCCCAAAACUUUGCAAUUGACAUAGGAUUAUCCCUGACAAAAAUAGCUUAUUAUUCAACAAUAAGCUAUCGCAAAGCAUUGUAUGAUAAUGAAGAAUCUAAUAAUGAGAGUAAUAGCGAGUUAAUAACCUACAAGCUGCAAAAGGGAUCACGGCUGCAUUUUGUCAAGUUUGAAACACGUCAUAUUGAAAACUGUCUUGAUUUUGUUAAAGAUAAUCUUGUUAAUGCUGAGCGUUUUCAAGGCAAAAGUAUUAAAGUUACAGGUGGUGGAGCUUUCAAGGUGGAUAAAGAAGAUGAAAUAUCAUGUCUAAUAAAAGGGUGUAAUUUUUUACUGAAAAAUAUUCCAUGUGAAUCCUUCGAAUUUGAGCGUCAUGGAAAUCCAGAGUAUAAAUUCGAAAAAGCUGGUCCUAAUAUAUUUCCAUAUUUGUUAGUAAAUAUUGGAAGUGGCGUUAGCAUAUUGAAAGUGCAGUCUGAAGAAGAGUUUGAGCGGGUUGGAGGUACUGCUACUGGUGGUGGUACAUUUUGGGGACUGGGUUCAUUAUUAACCAAAGCUAAAGGAUUUGACGAAUUAUUAGAAUUAGCAGAAAGAGGAGACCACAGAAAUGUUGAUAUGCUUGUCAAAGACAUCUACGGAGGCGAUUAUUCGUCCCAAGGGUUGUCGGGAGAUUUAAUAGCCUCGUCUUUCGGAAAAACAAUGUCUUGCAACGCGAUACCGGGACUGAAGAAUUUUGCCGAGGCAGAUAUUGCGAGGAGCUUGUUGUUUAUGAUAAGUAACGACAUUGGACAGAUUGCUAGUCUUUAUGCUUCUAUCCACAACAUGGAUAAAGUUUACUUUGGUGGAUAUUUUCUGAGAAAUCAUCCGCUUUCAAUGCAUACUAUUUCAUUUGGAAUUAAAUAUUGGUCUAAUGGAAAAGUAAAGCCACUGUUUCUGCGCCACGAAGGCUACUUGGGAGCGAUCGGAGCGUUUUUAUACGGCGCAGAGCAAGCAAAUUCUUACAGCUGGUUGGAAAAUUACGCUGGAUCCUCAGGGUUCAAGGACUCGGUGGCUACUGACUUGGGAAUAAAAGUAGAUCAGUUAGAAAUAGAUCGAGCUGAAAACGCAGUGAGCUUCUGUCCUUUAUUGACUGACCCAGUGUCUUAUAAUCCGGAUACCACAGACCUGGCCCAAGAUAAAGAAGCUCGGGAUUACUGGCUCCAAUGUUUCGAGGAAUCUGUUGACAAGUUUGUCGCUCGAGCCAUUCACAGUCAACCUCAGAGUCCUACAGCCAAGGACCGGGCAAGUAAACUCAAGGAAAAAUAUAUCAACCGGCUUCAUUAUUUACAUUUACAACCUUUUGCGUAUGGAACGCUUACUGUCAGGACUUUAUUGGAUACUAUCGAGCACUGUAUGAAAGAGUUUGAUUUUCCGGAUCCUUAUUUUGAGUUGAAAAAAAAUGAAAACGAAGAGGCGCUAAAUUUUUUAAAAAAUCGCCUGGAUAUGUUGGACCAAUUAACAGGAGCUGAAAAACUUAGAGCAUUAAUUUUAGGCGUUUUAGCUGAGCAAGACCCACCACAUAAAUGUGCGGCAAUAUUUGUCGACAACAGUGGAGUCGAUAUCGUCCUUGGAAUCCUACCUUUUGUACGAGACUUACUUCAACGUGGAACCAAAGUUAUUCUGUGCGCCAACUCGAUGCCGGCUUUGAAUGACGUUACUUAUCCUGAACUACUGAUUAUUUUACGUGACGCCGCUAAAAUUUGUAAGGAUAUUAAGUAUGCGUUGAAAGAAAACCGGCUGCUGCCCAUGGAGACUGCCCAAGCUGGCCCGUGUUUAGACCUCAGUCGGUUGAAUUUGGACUUAUGUCUGGCGAUGGUAAAACAUAACGUUGACCUGGUGGUUAUCGAAGGAAUGGGAAGGACUUUACACACUAAUUUGUACGCGAAAAUGAAGUGUGAGUGCCUGAAAUUAGCGGUCGUUAAGAACCGGUGGUUGGCGCUCAGGUUGGGAGGUGAUAUGUACGCGGUUAUUUGCAAAUACGAGCGACCGGUGUCCCAGACACAUGUAUUGAGGUACAAAAAUAAUGACGGCAAUGAGCUACUGAGUCAAGAGACUGAUGACUGUGAAAAUAAAAAAAUUAAUUGUGAGAACACUUAA
Cotesia congregata is the source of this 2214-nucleotide messenger RNA. Lineage: Eukaryota; Metazoa; Arthropoda; Insecta; Hymenoptera; Braconidae. The record is from the annotation of a GenBank genome assembly.